Messenger RNA from Lycium ferocissimum, 1186 nucleotides. RefSeq lists its product as uncharacterized. The transcript is spliced from 6 exons. NCBI's taxonomy places the organism in Eukaryota, Viridiplantae, Streptophyta, Magnoliopsida, Solanales, Solanaceae. Gene Ontology annotation, molecular function: protein binding. The coding region runs from base 269 to 907 and encodes 212 amino acids. The record is from RefSeq and is a predicted model, not a curated record.
UUAUCUUAACCCGGGCCCAACCCGAAUCUUUAUCCGGUAUCCAGUGAAUUAGAGAGAGUAGUAGGCUGCAUCGCGGUCCUUUUGAUUAAUAUUAGGGAAAGAGCUUAGCAGAAUAAUAAUAAUAAUAGUAAUAUCUGCCCAAAAACCACUCGUGAAUUACUUCCCCCAAAUCCCUGCCUUCUCUCUCUCAGUUUCCCCCAAUUCGUGUGUGUAAUAAGUGAAGUGCAUAAUUAGGGUUAGGGUUCGAGUGCGUGGGGGCCAUAAUACGAUGUAUGCUGAUCGGGUGGAGGCAGUGACAAAGAGGUCUGUAAAAGAUAGGCUUAACGGCAACACUUCUGAUGAUUACGAUCGCCGGAGACUAAUUUCCGGCAAGAGGCACAGAGAAGAUGAUGAUAAAUGGGAGCAUGAUCUUUACGAGUAUGGUGAAGCUCCGGGAUCAAGCCAGAGAAUUGGUACUAAGGAUCUUCGUCUAAAACUCCAAAAGAAAAGUAUCCAACAAGCUACUCAAAGUGUUAGAGGUUCUGUCUCUGGAGGUAUGAGGGAUUUGCGUGAAAAGCUCUCUGGUACUGUAUACUCACAAACAGUGGAAAAUGAUCCCCCCAAAGCAAAGAUGAAGGUGGCUCCUGAGAUAAGUAAACCUGUCAGGAGAAGCAUCACAGCUGAAGCUCCUGCCAUGGAGACCAAAAAGGUUGCCAGCACAGUUUCAAAGAAGAAGUCCCAGCAAAAGGCGGAAUCAGUGGAUAGUUUUCUACAAUCAUUGGGUCUUGAGAAGUAUGCAAUUACAUUUCAAGCUGAAGAAGUUGAUAUGGCUGCUCUUGUGCACAUGACAGAUGAAGAUCUUAAAGCUAUUGGAAUACCAAUGGGUCCAAGGAAGAAGAUAAUAUUAGCACUGGAGACUAGAAUCUGAUUACAUCUUAUUCCUUUGCUGGGGUUAUUCAUUGGUCUGCCAUCCAACAAGUCAGCAGGCUUGUGUUUUAACUGUACAAGUCUCUUUCCGGAUUUAUUUCCUUUUAACUUUUUCUUUUCUUUGCUUAUUUUUUGGGUUUUAUCAGUAAGUGUGGUAAGCAAGAGCUCUCACCAUGUACAACAUGGGAACAUUUAAAGAUGUGCUAGGCCUUAACGGCAUAUAAUUUAAUGGUUUUAUUGGUUGCUUGUCAUGUAAUUUGGAAGCCAAAUUUUGCUGCUU